This is a messenger RNA of Pelobates cultripes (western spadefoot toad), 17576 nucleotides long. The record is from the annotation of a GenBank genome assembly. Lineage: Eukaryota; Metazoa; Chordata; Amphibia; Anura; Pelobatidae.
GCCUGUGCCAACAGCACUAGCCCAAGUGGAUCGAGAGAAAAUUUAUCAGUGGAUUAACGAGCUGUCAAGCCCAGAUACCCGUGAGAAUGCCUUAUUGGAGCUUAGCAAAAAGCGUGAAUCUGUUCCAGACCUUGCACCAAUGCUAUGGCACUCCUUUGGCACGAUUGCUGCACUUCUACAGGUUUGUAAUAAUAACAACUAGAAAAGCUACAAUUUCUGGGGAAAUUGUGUGAAGUGUUCUUGCCUCCACCAGUAGUCUACAACUGGAGUGUGCGGAGUAACUGUUAUUAUUUAUUUAUAUAGCACAUUUAAUUGCAACGUUGUUGCCCAAAGUGCUUCACAGUUACAUUAAAACAUACAUUUAUAAAAACAUUAGCAGGUGUACAAAAGGCCCUGUCUAUGACAUCACUUGCUGCUCCACCCUGGCACAGGUCAGAGUAUUUUGGCAGUUGCUAUUUUCAAACGGUCGUAUUUUAAAAACUAUAAAUCCUACAGCGAAGAGCUUUAUAUUGUGAGAAUUACGAGACCCAGACCUACAUUUUGAUGCACAGUACGUCUCUGAAAUAUUAUAAAUGAAGGCACAGUCGCAGUUUAGAAAUUGCCCUUCAAAUUUGAGCUGGCUAGUGUGGAGUUUCAAUGAAUGUCAAUGGACGGCGUGAGUUGCAAACAAAUGGUCAUAUUGUGAAAAACUAUCAGGAUUAUGGCUUAGCUGUGGACAUGUUUAGUGGCAGCAGGGAUAGCUGAACGUUUUGAUAUAAGAUUUGUGUAGGUGGGCUUGAAAAUGAGGGAGUGGUGGCAGUUUAGAAAUCAUGUCCUGAUUUUUCAGCUUUUGCCAGCUCCCACUCUAGUUUUGAACAUUUUGCCAUUCAUUCCUAUGGGACCAAUUUCGCCACAAGAACGAUAUUCCGUGAACCAUUCGUCGAAACGUUCCACAAAGUAAUAGCAAUCCGAUUGGGAACAAUCCGCACGUUUCGGUAUACUACUGUCUAUGUAGUGUAAAAACUGUGUAGGAGUUAGGGUGGUAAAUUUGGCUAUAAUAAGAAUAAUAUAUAUGUGAGAUAACAUUAAGUGGUCUUGCUAUGCAAGAACACAAUAAAAAAAAAAGGUGUGUGUGUGUGUGUGUGUGUGUGUGUGUAUAUAUAUAUAUAUAUAUAUAUAUAUAUAUAUAUAUAUAUAUAUAUAUAUAUAUAUAUAUAUAUAUAUAUAUAUAUAUAUAUAUUAUUUAUGGUCACUGUUACACCACUUUUAAAUCUUUCUCUGUGGGUUGAAUUUAAUUGUUUCUAUUUUUUCCUGUAGGAAAUUGUGAAUAUCUACCCAUCAAUAAACCCACCUACUCUGACCGCACAUCAGUCUAACAGAGUCUGCAAUGCAUUGGCUUUACUGCAGUGUGUUGCAUCACAUCCUGAAACCAGGUAUUUAUUUUCUUCAUCCUAUUUCUAUCGUGUUUGUCUUUUAUUGCAGUAGAUGCUAUUGUGUAUAGAGCAUGGGUGUCAAACAUGCGGCCCCCCAGAUGUUGCUGAACUACAACUCCCAUGAUUCCCUGGCUAUCUGUUUCAUUGAAAGAAUCAUGGGAGUUGUAGUUCAGCAACAUCUGGGGGGCCGCAUGUUUGACAACCCUGGUAUAGAGCAACAAUUGUGGACCUUUCAAACUGCAGCUGGGACUAUAUUAUUCCUGGUCAGCCAUUAAUCUGUAUUGUUUUGAUUUAAGCUUUUUUUUUUUUUUUUACUGUUAAAGUAUAGUUUGUACUGUGAGAGGUACCUGACUGCUUUCUAUUGUCAAUCAAUUACCUUUCAGGUCUGCGUUUCUCGCUGCCCACAUUCCUCUGUUCCUCUAUCCCUUCUUGCACACUGUUAGCAAGACUCGACCGUUUGAAUACCUACGACUUACCAGCCUUGGAGUAAUUGGUAAGCUGUGAUCAAUAGUAUCUAUAAAAUGCUUCAGUUCUUAUAUACAAUUAGGAGUAUCAAUCCCCUUACACUUUUCAUUGGUUGGUUUCCCAUUGUAAAUGAUACACCAUUGUGUUUUAUAUAUAUUUAUGUAUGUACACACCCCUCACAAGUUAGUCAAAGUUAGAAAAGGUUUUUUUUUUUUUUACCUUUUCAUCAUUUUAUAAAAAAUGAUGAAAAACAGAAAUUUUUACUCACCAUAAAUUAUUUUUUUUUCUUAAUAUGGUGACAGUACCUAUGGAUUGUGCUUCCUAAUUGGGACAAGCAUCUGCAAGAUAGGUGAUUAAGAAAAGUCCCUCCCCUUUACCCUAUAAAUGGCUUUCCUGGCAAACCCACCUCAGUUGUUGCAAGAAUAUACACCUAAGCCACACACUGUAAGCAAAAUUGUAAUUUAAUGGGAGGGAGAUUUGUACUGCCACCAUAUUAAGAAAAAAAAUUAUUUACGUAGAGUAAAAAUUUCAGUUUUUUCUGACAUAUGGUGGCAUUACGUAUGGGAUAUAGCAAGAUUUCCAAUUGGGCUGGCCUUAUGCCUAAAUAUCUUGAAGUACCUAAGCCCUAAUGCGAUUUUAGAGGCCGAGAGUACAUCUAGCCUGAAAAUGCCUGACGUUUUUAUAAGGUGCUAAAAGCUGACCAAGAAGCAGCCAUGCUGAUUUCUUCAGGUGAAGCAAGAGUUUUUCUCUGCCCACGAAGUGGCCAUUGCCUUUUGUGGAAUGCGCUGUGAAAGAUGCUGGCGAAUCGAUACUACUAAAGCAUAGGCCAUUAUGAUAGACGAAAUAACGAAAAAUAGAAUUACGAGAGGUUUUAUUCCCCUUAAAACUUUCCUAGAAAUUGACCACAUGUAAUCGGAUCUUCUGAAUUCGGCUGAUAUUGAUAGGUAAACUCUAGAAUAUGCCAUCUAGUUCCAGCGGGGAGGUGGCAUAAUUAUAGAAGGAUGAGCUAAUUAACGGCUCUAAAAGAAAACUCUGGAAGAAUUGAAGUUUUAGGAUGAAACACAACCUUUCAAAAAAAUUAAGAAGAUAUAUCCUGAAGCUCAGUUUCUCUCUUGGCAGAGGUAAUGGCUACUAAAAAUGCUGGUUAAGCUUUAGCAUAUUAAAAGGAACCACCUCCAAAGUAAAAGGGGACCUGAAAGACUGAAGAAAGAUCCCAGGAGGGAAACAGAACUUCUUGUGUGGCCUAAGAAGCCUAUUGCUUUAAUGGAACUUGUAACCAGCAUAUACAAAGACCAAUCCCUUCUCAGAAAGAACUCAAGAAAUACAAUUUGGUCUUAAAGGGACUCUCCAGUGCCAGGAAAACAAACCGUUUUCCUGGCACUGGAGGUCCCUUCUCCCUCCCACCACCCAUCCCAAGUUGCUGAAGGGGUUAAAACCCCUUCAGUGUCUUACCUGUAUCCAGCGCCGAUGUUCCUUGGCGCUGGGUCAGGCUCCGCCUACGCUCCUCCACGCGCAUUCGACUUCCCCAUAGGAAAGCAUUUAGUAAUGCUUUCAUUGCUUUCCUAUGGGGAUUUCGGCGACGCUGGAGGACGUCCAGCUUCGUUAUAACACACUUUUCGUGUUCUAUGAAGACGGAAGUGUCCUCUAGUGGCUGUCUAGUAGACACUAGAGGAGGACCUAACCCUGCAAGGUAAUUAUUGCAGUUUAUGAAAACUGGUAGUGGGAGUUGGCACCCAGACCACUCCAAUGGGCAGAAGUGGUCUGGGUGCCUGGAGUGUCUCUUUAACGUGGAAACGCCCAACCUGUAAAAAAAAUCUCCUGCAGGAAGUGUAAAUUUGAACCAACCGGACAACGGAACUAGAAGACAAUGACGUUCCUUACAACAAUGUGUACACACUACCCAAAUCCUCAUGUAAAAGUUAGAGGCGGAACGACUAGAAGAUUAUACGCAACAAGUGGACUCUGACAUAUGAAGACUCAGGAGAUGGAUGCAAAAUCCUAUUUAACACUUACAGUAGGAUAUCCUGUCUUCCAAAAGUGUUUUCGAUAUCGGAAGAUCCCCAAACUUGAAAGUCAUCUCCACCAAGGCCAAAAACUGGCUUGUGUUUCACCAGUACGGAAAGAUUGGCAGAGCCACUGCUGUGUCUGUUCACCUCUUUUAUGAAGACGUUAUGAACAGUCAAUAGGAGAAAAUGUAAGCCCGGAAAAAUACCCUUAGAAAGAUAGACCAACUAUUCCACGUGAACUAUCUGUCCUGUACAGUGAGGCAAACAUGAGAAUCUUCUUGUUCUCCCUCUUUGCCAUAAGGUCUAUCCUGGGCACUCCAAAUCUCUCUGUAGACCGUGAACAUGAUCGGAUCUAUCGACCCUUACUCUUGAUCCUAAUUUCUUGUGCUGAGGUUAUAGGUGAUGACAUUGUCAACACAUCAUGAGUGGAAUGGAGAGAGGACCUCCCAGAGAUCCUGAACCCAGUACACCGUUUUGGUACAUAGCUGAAACAGAGCUUGCCUCUGGCACCGCUCUGUCUGUUGAAGUGAGGGCAACCGCGUCGUGGUCUGACCGCAUUGUAAUAGGUCCCUCAAUCAACCAAGAUCUGAAUUGGUGAGGAGAAUGAAGAACUGCCUUAAGAGCUCUGAAACUGGACUAUUUUUCUUAGGACCAAGAACACUGGCACAUUAGAGAAUUUAGACAAGCAACCCAGCCUGUGUUAGAUGCAUUCUGUGAAGAAAAUUACCCCUUCUAUCUGCUUUUUUUCGAAGAGAGUCUAGGAGACAGAAAUCCAAGAUUUCCACACUUUGAUCCAGAGGAGAGAAUUUUCCACGGUAGCGGCCAAAUCCAGAUUUUGACCAGUUGACCGCAGGUAUUGAAGAUGUCAGACAUCUCAGCAAUCUCAUUUCCUGUCCUUAUGGAGGAAUCUUCGCUUUAUUAGUGAUUGGACCUUUCCUUUAUGAGUGCAGUAGAUGCAGAGAUAAUGUUUUAAGGUUAACAUGAACCUCAAAAAACUCUGUUCCCUGGAGAAGAAGAAAAUACAGUAUCGUCUCCAUAUCCAACAGUGUUGCUGUAGAGUUCUGCUAGCUACCUGAACAUACUUAAAGGGCAACCAUCCCGAUUAGCAAUAAGUAGCCAAACUCCCAAGUAGGGAUUGCCUCGUUCCCUAAAAUAUGGUGUUAUGGGAGUGUUUUGAAGAGCAAUGACAUCUGUUCAAUCCACUUAUUAUGGCAUUUUUUUUAAAGAAAACUUCUUGAGGGGCCGCAAUAGGGAUUUGAGGAAAUAUAUCUCUGUGAUCUAUAUAUUUACCAUGAAAUUCCUUUCUGCAGAAUCCGUUACAGAAGUUUCGAUUCUGAACCUCAGGAGAGGAACCAAUUAAUUUAAAUUCAUAACUGGUUUAAAGGAAUGUUUAGAGUUUGAUAACCAGGAGAUACCUGAGGAACCUCACGAACUUCAUGAUUCACAGAACCAUAUCUCAAACUCCUUGAAUCCAACAGAAACACUGUUUCUGUAACUAGAGUAUCAAAUGUUUGUAAGAUUAUGGAUUGGGUAGAUUUGAAAAGAGUAAACGGUGCCCUCUUUAACUAGAUCAAGAAUCCAGUGAUUGCAAGUAGGUUCUACUAAAAAGCCAGGCAAGAAACCUUCAGAUAUAUACUGGUUCCCAAAUGCAUCCUGGGAAUGUUAAGUGACCCCAUUGAAUGGUACUCCAGUCAUCUACUUCAAAGAGAUGAAGGGCUGAGUCAGCCCUUCAGGGGAAAUGAACCUGUGAACCCCAAGGGUUGAACAAGGUCUAAACCCACUGAGCUAUCCACACUUCGUAUAGAAAUGCAGGAUUACGCCUCCAAGCUUCUAGGCGUCUGAAACGCCUACCCGUGUCGGACCUAGUUCUACUUGUCUUUGAGGCAGAGCUUUUUUGACAAAGGCUAUAAAAGAUACCCCUUUUCCUAAUGGAAGUAAACGGGGGACCGAAAAGGACGCUGAUCUGCCAUCCAAGCUUAAGCCACCAAGAUAUAAGUGAAACAUCAGAUCAACCCAUGAUCUUGGCUGUCAUUGUCAAAUCCAUGUAAAGUAUGUGAUAAUCACAAGUAAAACAGGAAACUGAUGAGCUGCUUAUCAGGAGACUUAAAUAACCUCCAUUAACAAUUGUAAACAAAGUAAGUUUUGGACACCGCUGCACCUGCCAGCAAAGACCCAUACCAGUCUGGAAAGAUUGUCUGCAAGAGGUCUCAGCCUUCUUGACGACAGGGUUUUGAAAGCAGCUCCCUCUGCAGAAUUUUAUGGAAUCCCAGUGUACCUGGGGGUGUAACAGUCACCCAUUUGAUGGUAAACGUCGGACAAGAAAGGCUCGUUACAGUGUUUCCAUUUCUGCAUAGAAGAAAGACAUGGGGUUUGAGGAACUGUUAACCCUCAUUAAAGUUUAGCAGAUUUAUCCUGCCCCAUGACCGAUUCAUUCCUAAUGAAUCUUCUCCGUACAUCAGGUGGGAACCAACUCCACACAGUUGGUAUGAUGAACCAGACGUCUUCAGAAGAGGUAAAUAAACAUUCGUCAGACAUUAGAAGUAAUCGAAGGACGCUUCUCUUCUGUCUCUGCGGAUCAUCUCAGGCAGAGCAGCUGAUACACUUUUUGAUUAUCUAUAAGAUUCAAAGAUAGGAAUGAUUGCAUAUUCUCUGCUUAAUUUUACCUAAGAAAUUGCAGCACCCUGGUCAUUUUUAUAAACCCCAGAACCAUAUUAAGAGGAGUAGCACAGAUACAAUAAGCUAAAGCUGUGUAUAGCAGAGGCAUUCCACGGUAUACAAACAGUCCAUCUUGCACAUACAGUCCACUUUCUGCAAAACCAUUCCAUCCAUAACUUGCAAUUUUAAUCAGAACAGAUUUUCAAAGCAAAGAUCAGCCAAUCUUACCUUGAAAACCUCUGAGCCGUGUGGGGGGUUGGUGACACGGGGAACCCUUCUGACAAGCUUCCUGCUGCCAGAGGGAACAGCACAGCGAUACACACUUGGCGGUUUCCCGAAAGUUCCAGUUCCUGCAUGCGCAAUAGCUCAACCGGAACUUAGGUGGAACGCAACACCUCUGCAUUAAUGAAGGCGUCCUCUGGCCCGCCCAUACUCUCCAAGCUGGAACAUACUCUGCACAGAGUUAAAUAGAAAGGGCUCCGGAACCUCCACGGACGGAGCCAUACUACUCAGCCUACCACCCGGGCGGCUAUCGGGCUUCCUCCCCCAGACCGCAACCUGUGUGCCUCACCUUCAACAGAACUUUGAUCUGUCCCAUGCUGGGAAUAGAAAGAAAAAGGGAAUAGGAACAGGGGUAUAAAGUUGGGUUGCUUGUCCAGAGGACAAUGCACUCUUCAAACUACUUACGGACUUACAUUCAGAACAGAACAUAUCAGAUUCAUUGACCAAUUUUAAACCUCCGAGUUGGUUUACUCCCAACUUGAAGGAGUUUCCAUGUAUUGAUUUAUUUGUACAGAUUUGCACUAACGAAUUAGAGAAUCAAACUCCUUCAUUAUCCCAAUUCUCUAAUCUCAAAGGAGAAGAGACAGGCUCUACAAGAACUUAAAUUAGCAACAGAUGUUGUUUUAAAAUCAUCAGACAAAGGAGGGAACAUUGUCCUCAUGCAAAGAGACCAAUAUGUCAAUAUGUGCAUGCAACAUCUUACGGAUAAAAUGGCCUACCAGGUAUUGAAGGAUGACCCCACUAAAAAGUUCCUGGUGGAACUGCAAUCUUUAGCACAAAAAGCUUGUACUGACAACGUUAUUACCCAAAACGAGUUUAGAUUUAUUGUCUCUCAGUCAAACAUCACCAUUGCCACCUUUUUACUGUCUCCCGAAAAUACAUAAAGACCUUCAGAACCCCCCGGGUAGGCCAAUCGUUUUGGGGAAUCACUGCCUAACAGAGAGGGCAAGCCAAUUCUUGGACAAGUUGUUACAGCCCCUGGUGACAGGAUUAAAAUCACAUAUACGGGACACUAAACAGACACUCUUAGUUUUGGAACACCUUACGGUGCCCCCAUACACAUCCCUGGCGAGUUUGGAUGUAGUGGCGUUGUACAACAACAUUCCACAUGAUAAGGGUUUAGCAGCAGUAGCCUAUUUUUUGGAAAAAGCAAAAACAUUCAAUGCACAUGAACAGGAGUUCAUUUUGCUCCUGUUACAAUUUGUACUUACACACAAUUACUUUACAUUCAACGGGAAAUAUUAUUUACAACUACGGGGUACUGCCAUGGGUUCGUCUUGUGCACCCAGUUACGCUAAUCUUUUCUUGGGUUGGUGGGAAGAAACAAUUGUGUUUACCAAUACCUGUGCUAUGUACACUUCGUCAAUUUUCAAAUGGUUUCGUUACAUUGACGAUGUGUUAAUAUUUUGGUUACGCUCUUUUUCACUAUUUAAAGACCUGGUAGACGCUUUAAAUAUCAACCAAAUAAACCUUAAACUUACUCACGUUAUACAUGAGAGUCACCUAGUCUUUCUGGAUCUCACAAUAGCUCUGGCAGAGGAUGGAUCAAUAGCCACCUCAUUAUAUAGAAAACCCACCGCUACGAACAGUCUAUUACAUUGGGACAGUUUCCAUCCAUUUCAUGUUAAGGCCAAUAUACCAUACGGCCAAUAUCUUAGGGCAAAAAGAAAUUGUUCCAACCCAGAAGACUAUGAAAAAGAAGCAAAAACUCUCAGACAGAGAUUCAUAAACCUAGGGUAUCCGAACCGUAUUCUCAAAAAAGCCUACCAAAGAACCAAAACUGUAAAUAGGUCCGAUAGCCUACACAAACCCCCCAAGAUUAUUCAAUCUACUGCUGGGGUCACCAGACUUAUAGGGACCUAUGAUAAAAAUUGGAAUAACACCUUACAGGUGUUUAAUCGCAACUGGCCACUACUCCAAUAUGAUACAUGCCUCAAGAAUACCAUUACCAACAAACCUUCCUUAACGUACCGAAAAGCUAAUAACCUUGCAGACUUACUAACCCAAAGUCAUUUGAAACCACUACCAACUAAGCCAACUUGGCUUCAGACGAAAGGUCUUUUCAGAUGUGGGCAUUGUAAGGCCUGCAAUUUCAUUUUACCAUCCAAAAAAGUACGAAAUCAAAAAACCGCGAAAGAUAUUGAGGUGAACUCCUUUAUUAACUGUGGAUCCACCAAUGUUAUUUACAUCAUCACAUGUGAAUGUGAACUACAGUACAUUGGUAAGACCUAUCAACAAUUACGUCGACGUGUCUUGCAACAUAUCAAUUCAAUUUUAAAUCCACAUAUGGAUACUCCCAUAGCGAGACACGUACGUCUAAAUCAUGAUUCCAGACCUACUGUACUUAAAUUCCAAGUAAUUCAAAAGGUCUUCCAAAACCACAGGAAAGGCGAUAGUAACAUUGCACUACUGAAAGCUGAAUCCUGCUGGAUUUACUUGUUCCAAACGUUAUACCCCAAGGGACUGAAUGAGGAGUUCAAUUUUACUCCAUUCAUUCACAAAUAGAUCCCUAAUGAUACAGUUAUUUACAUCAAUUGGGGUUUGGAUCUAGUCUUCAAUUAAGCUCUAUUUCUUUCCUCUCUCCCUUUACAAGUGGAAUAUCAUACCACUCUCCAAACAUCCACACUUUGUUUUGUUUUUUUACAACAAUUUUUUCUGUUAUGCUCUUUUGAAAUACAAUUGACUUGUCUGUUUUUAGCUAUAAUAAUUUUUUCCUUUGGAGAAGGACCUAUCCCUUUAAGCAUGUGUUCAGUAUCUAUUGAAAUUAUCACUGGAAAUCCCUUUAUAUGACUCAAUGUUACUGUAUAUCAUUCUUUUAUCAUUUGUCUAUGGUUUAUGCAAUGGCUUAAUUGUCUCCAUAGUUGUUCCUUUUUAACAUCAUAUGUAUACUUUCCACCCACAAAUCUGUGAAGCACGGAUGUACUCCUCGAUGUAUUCCACUUCAUUUAUUAUUUUCAUACUAUUUCUCUUGGAUUUCGUAUCAAUAUAGAUAUCCAAUUACUAUAUUUGCAAUCCGUGCCGGUUUCCCCAUUGACUAGGGGGCAACCGGCUUCGGCACUUGACUCCACCCCCUCGUUUGUGAUUGGUUGAAUGUAGACCAAUCAUUGGGGAGGGCGGGCUUUUUAAAUGACUGCCGGCGUCUAACUCGGUUCCCUUGGAAGAGCCAGUGUGGCGAAAUGCGCGUCGGGAUUAGUUUAGUGAGCGGGUGGUUCGAGUCAGACUAGGGACAAUGCUGCAGCUAUCAGUAUAAUUUGUGUGUGAUGCUCCGGGCAUACCACCCUCUCCCUAUCACUAGUAUUGAGACUAUACUAUUAAUUUGGCGAUCCUCCAAUAGAGGUUACUUUGUCGCACGUAGCAAGGAGCUUAACGCUCGAGAUCAUUGAGGGAAAGGAGUAGCAAGAUUAGGUUGUAUAACAGUGAGAUAGAUUCUAGCAUUUCUUUCACCAUAGAUACUUUUGGAUUCAGGUUGACCCACCAGGAAUCUUUUCUCUCUGUGCUACUAUUUACCUCUUAGCUCUCUUUCUCUCUUUUUAUUUGAUUUAUCCAUUUAUUAUUUUUUCACUUAGCACUUAGUUAUUGAUUUUAGAAGGAAUCCUAUUAAAAGUUAAGUUUUAUAUCAAUUUCUUUUGGGUUGCUUUGCAUAUGUAGGGAACCUUUGGGACUGACUGAUUUAACACUUAGGUGUCUCUACAUUUUUUUUGCUUUCUUCUUUUUUCUCAUCAUGCUGGGAAUAGGAAGAACUGAGUAGGGUUUGCUGGGGAAGCCCUUUAUAUGGUAAAGGGGAGGGACUUUUCUUAAUCCCCUAUCUUGCAGAUGCUUGUCCCAAUUAGGAAGCACAAUCCAUAUGUCAGAAAAAUAAUGGUAUCUUUAGAAAGAACAUGUAAUGGCGAGAAAAACUGUAUACAAUAUGUGUGGGUACAACAAAAAAUGAGUAAGUGAAAAAUUACAUCUAAACACAAACACCGCAGAAAUGUAUAAACAGCCCUGGUCCUUAACGGUAAGAAAAUUGAAAAACAGUCUGGUCACUAAGGGAAUUCAUUAAUCAAACUUUAUUGUUGCUAUAGUAUUCUCUUUAUCUAUUCUUAUUUGAGCCAAUCAUUAGGCGAAAAUGGAACUCAUAGAAGUGUCUCUCCAGAGCAGUGAUGGAUAACUGUUGUACUGCAGAUUUGCACGAAGUACUAGAUGCUCUGCCAACCUGGUCCUCAUCAAGCUAGUGGGGAUUUAGUCUAAACUGAAAAACAAUCAACACAAGUAAUUUACACACAGAGACAGGAGUUGAAGAAGACCCUGCCCAAACCAGCUUACAGAGUUGUACUUAUGUGUUUUUUUUUUUUUAAUAGGAGCACUUGUCAAGACAGAUGAACAAGAAGUUAUUAAUUUCCUCCUAACCACAGAAAUAAUCCCGCUGUGCCUGCGUAUUAUGGAGUCUGGUAGCGAGCUCUCCAAAACAGUAUGUUUUGUUUAGUUUUUUUGCUUUUUCAUUUUCCUAAUUUGCUCUUAAUUGUCGCUUUCCUUUAAUUAGCUGGUUCAUGUUUUUAUUUCUUCCUAUCUUUGCUGCUGUGCGGCUUCCUGUCUCUCUCCUGUCUAGUGUAGAGUUUCUUAAUAUUGUAAGGUACAUGCCUUAUCAGCAGUAGUGUCUAAUUACUGGUAAGUUUGCCAAUUCUUCUAAAGCACAUUUUUUAUAUUUCUACAGGUUAAUCCUCUGUAGCUGAAUUUUUAAAUGUUAGAAAUAUUUGAUUAUGUGAGCAAGUACAAUUUUUUUUGUAUUUUUUUUAAUGCACAUUUUAUGCACAUUACUCUCAGAUAUCUUUUGCUUGUCACUUGUUUUCUAAUUGCACAUGACUAACGCUUCUCCUUCUGUCUGUCUGUGGUAGGUUGCUACGUUCAUCCUCCAGAAGAUUUUGCUGGAUGAUACAGGUUUGGCGUAUAUCUGUCAGACCUAUGAAAGGUUUUCUCAUGUUGCUAUGAUUUUGGUAAGACUUUACUUUUGUUUUGGUUAAACUAGUAGAUGAAAAUAGAUUCUACUAUGGUUUGUCUGAUGCUUGCAUUACGUCAUAAUGUCUUUAUCACAAAUUAGAAAAUUGUUUGGAAUUGAAAGUGGAAUUUAAAUGUACGUUCCAUAUACCUGAACUGGAAACCUAUGGGAAGGGCUAAGUUUAAACAUGCCAAAAGAAAUAAUAAUAAUAAUAAUAAUAGUGGCAGAUCUGCUUUAAGUGAGGGUCAGACAAAUGUGUUGCACUUCGGUUACCUAGAUUGAAGUGUAUAUCCAAGCAGAGUGGUGUUGCCCAUUUUUAACAUGCUUCCUCAGUCAGGGUUUAUAAGGGUGUACAAUAUGCUGUGUGUUGCAGUGGGGUUGUCCAGCCGUGUCCCUUCUUUUUAUCCUUUUCUUUGUGUUCUUUCUUGAUUCUUAUUUUUUUUUUUUUUUUCUCCUGUAUGUUAUGGUUGGAUAUGCCUAGUAGGUACACUAGGUCGGAACACUGGGGCAAUAGGCAAUAUUUUUAAUCCCAUGAUUGUUUGCUUGUCCUAGAAUUAAAAAGAUAACUAAGAUGUUCAGAUAUGACUAUCCAUCAGAUACUGGUAGUGAAUAAAUCCAACAGCCUUUCUAACUUUUUGUCACUUAGGGUAAAAUGGUGCUGCAGCUUUCUAAGGAGCCAUCCGCCAGGCUACUGAAACAUGUUGUCCGUUGUUACCUUCGCCUGUCUGACAACCCAAGGUAACAGAAAUGUUUGGUUGUGUGAGUGUGUGUGUGUAUGUAUAUGUGUGUAUAUAUAUGUGUGUGUAUAUAUAUGUAUAUAAUCUCUUGUGUUCACAUUAGGGUGACUGUUGGUGUGAGUGUUAGGGCUCUUUUUGUCUGGUCUUGUCUGAAACUAGUUGCCGACAGUUGCCAUUAUUCAUUUAGAGCCUCCAUUAAGUGUAACUUCAGUUAAUCUCUAGCUGACCAUGAUACGUAUGUCCUUGUCCUGCUGCUACCUGAGAUUGCGUCACCUUAAAAAUUCAGUUGUCCUCAAACUGUGCACUGCUUGGACUACUUGGUUGGAUUGCAUGACCAUCCAAUACAGGGAAAAUAUAAUCAGGGAAAUGGGAGAAGUCACUGACUUUGUUUUAAAUUCUAUUAUUUCUUGUGGUUAAAGUAGGGGUGCACAACCUCUGUGCUGGAAUGGCCAAAUAUCAAACAUGACCUACUAUCGAUCUCAAAGAGCUGACUGGGAGAUUGCAAAUAAGAGUGUCAGCUCUAGAUCUGACAAGUGGCAUGCUAUAGGUUUUACCACAGACUCCCGGAUUGUGGAUGCAUGUUGAGAUGUUAGAGUGAAGUUGCAGUUCCCUCUGGAGGGGAUGGGAUAUGUCUUUUUGUGCCUCUCAAUGGCUCACACAGGAACAGGUAAUGGAAGUUUACCUUCAGAGAUUGUGCAGUGAAAAUGAGUGCUCCCUGCCAUGCUGCAGGACAGAAAGUACCAAGGUAAUGCAAAGGAAACAAGGCGGGCACACUCGACUAAACAACAAAAUAGCCCCAGGAAAAGGCUAAUAUAAUAAAUACUGGGUGCUCACCCACAUAAGGCUCUAUUCCCUAAAGAACCCAAACUAUAUAACAGUGUGAAUAGAGUAAGGAGCACAACCAUAAAUCUUUAUAUAUAUAUAUAUAUAUAUAUAUAUAUAUAUAUAUAUAUAUAUAUAUAUAUAUAUAUAUAUAUAUAUAUAUAUAUAUAUAUAUAUAUAAAAAUCUUUAUUAAAUGGGUAUAUACUAUAGGACUGUCUCUUUAAAUAUUAUCCACAGAGGUACAAAGUCAUGCUAUUCAAAAGCAUUUACCAGAAAAGCAAUGAUAUAGGCAAAUAUAAACGCUCAACGCGUAAUAAAUGAAUGAAAGAAAUAUCAUGCAAACAGUCCACUAUAAUACUAGUAUAAAGAAAACCCAGACAUAUAAAAAAAUGCAGCAAACCAUACCAAAUUCAGUGAGAAGUAGGGACAGAGUCAAUCAAAAAAAAAACAACGUUUCGUCUGAAAAGCCUUUGUCAAGGGAGCAUGCUGACAAAGGCUUUUCAGCCGAAACGUUGUUUUUUUUUUUUGAUUGACUCUGUCCCUACUAAAAUAAAAAAAAGAAUUAAACAUGUUUAAAAUAAAAUAUAUUUAUAAACAUAUAUAAUAUAAAUUCAUAUUAUAUAUAUUUAUAUGUAACGUCAUACAUAGUGUAUUUUAAUAUUAAUAUAAGUACACAUAUUAGUAUUACACUUAGAAUGAUGUUUCUCAUAUAUAAUAUAGGUAUAUAAUAGAUAUAUACACAUAUAUUAUAUAUAUGUAUAUAUGUAUAAUUACAAUAAUAAAGAAAAUAAUAAAAUUAAAUAAAAUAUUGAAACAAAUUUUUUUAUAAAUUAUAUAUUCAUAUGUAAUUUCAUUUUAACUGUAUUUUGUUAUUAAUAUAUACAUAUUUAUUGUUAACAAAAUACACUUAGAAUGACAUUCUAUAUAUAUAUCUAUAUAUGUAUUGUAGGCUGAAUAAACUGGUUACAUCUUUUUGCCCUCUUUUAUUUCAGGCCUUCUACCUCGUCAGUUACGGCACACCACAACUGACUUGUUCCAUGCACUGUUUGUUUUAUGUUACUAAUUCUACGGCUUUAUGCCCUGACCACAAAUGGAAGGCAGGGCCUGAAGUUGUGGGAGGGGCUUGGUUCCCCUUCUUUAGGAGCACCAGCACUUCCCUCAGUACUGUCUUAGGUCUGGUGAUUUCUCCCACCCACCACACCUCCUUUUAUAAUUAGUUCAUAAGGUAGGCCCUCUUUUAUUUCAGGCCUACUACCUCGUCAGUUACGGCACACCACAACUGACCUGUUCCAUGCACUGUUUGUUUUAUGUUACUAAUUCUAUGGCUUUAUGCCCUGACCACAAAUAAAUAAAUAUAUAUAUCUCUGUGUGUGUGUGUGUGUAUGUAUAUAUAUAUUUACAUUAGUAUACACGUAGAAUUUAAAUACCUAUAAAUGCAUAUAUAUUAAAAUUCUACGUGUAUAUUUAAGUAAUCUUUUAACAUAAUUAUGUGAUUUGAUUAAUUAAAAUUUGAUUGACAUGCCUGACAACACAGGGAGAAAGUGCAGAGAAUUUAAUUCGCAAGCACUAGAUUUGAUCCUGUAACUCUCCAAGACACCAUAAAACCUGUACAUAGCGAGUACUGUUUUACUCAGGAGACUUUGCUGAACUCAAAUAUUAGUGUUUCAAACUGGUAAAUUGUAUUACAACGAUGAUAUUUUAAGUAAAAGUUACGUUUUUUGCAUUUUUUAAAAACGAACGGUACUUUUAUGGACUAUAUUAUUGUUGUAAUAUGUUUUACUGUUUUAAAACACUAAUAUUUGUGUUUAGUGAAGUCUCCCGAGAAUAACAGUAACCCCUAUGUACAGGUUUUAUGGUGUUUUGGAAAGUUAGAGAGUCACAUGUAGAGCUUGCAUUUCAUUUUUUUGACAUUGAAAUUUGCCAGAUUGGUUAUGUUGCCUUUAAGAGCGUAUGGUAGCCCAGGAAUAAGAAUUACCCCCAGGAUGGCAUACCAUUUGCAAAAGUAGACAACCCCAAGGUAUUGCAAAUGGGGUAUGUCCAGUCUUUCUUAGUAGCCACUUAGUCACAAACACUACCAAAUAUUAGUGUUUUUUUUUACUUUUUUUCACACAAAAACAAAUAUGAACGCUAACUUUGGCCAGUGUUUGUGACUAAGUGGCUACUAAAAAAGACUAAACAUACCCCACUUUCAAUACCUUGGGUUGUCUACUUUUUCAAAUGGUAUGCCAUUAUGGGGGUAAUUCUCAUUCCUGGGCUACCACACCUGUCUCAAAGGUAACAUUACUAAUCUGGCAAAUUUCAAUUUGAAAAUGGAACGUUCUAUAUUUGACCUGUAACUUUCCAAAACACCAUAAAACCUGUUAAUGGGGGUACUGUUGUGCUCGUGAGACAUCGCUGAUUACAAAUAUGUGCAUUUUUGCAGUAAAACCUAACAGUAUUAUGACAUUCACAGCUAAAAUGUCAGAUGGAAAUACAAAUUUAAAAAAAAAUCUUAUUUUCUCACAUUUUUUUUUAAAUUUUAUUCAUAAUAAAUUAUGUUCCAUAUAUGAAUAGUUAAUGAUAAAUGAAAGCCCUGUUUCUCCUGAACAAAAUGAUAUAUAAUAAGUGUGGGUGCACCUAAUGUGACAGCGGUAAAUUACAGUUUUUGUUUACGUUUUGUUUUGAUCAGAACGUGCACUAUUGACUUCGUCACGAAGGGGUUAAACUGUGUAUUUAUAUAUGUGCAAUAUGCUUCUGGUUUAUUGGUCACUCUCACUCACAUGUUUUCUGUUCCAGAGCACGAGAGGCAUUGAGACAGUGCCUUCCCGACCAGUUAAAAGAUACCACGUUUGCCCAGGUACUGAAGGAUGAUACCACAACCAAACGCUGGCUGGCACAGCUGGUUAAGAACCUGCAGGAAGGUCAAGUCACUGACCCCAGAGGAAUACCUCUACCUCCUCAGUGACAUCCUGCCCGGGAUGGAGGAGAAUGACAGACGCAACUGUUCUUUCUAGACAGUGCAAGUGGGUGACACAAGGAGAGAACAUUUUGAGCUAAGAGAGAUUUCUGAUACUUGGUCCUUAAGCUCACUUGCUUUUUGGUGAUGAUGUUCUUGCAUGGAAUCAAGGAGUAAAUUACCAAAUGCCUGAGAAAGCGAGAGUACAGGUUUUUACACCAGCAAUCCAAAAAUCAGAACUGUAAGCGUAUUGUUUUCUUGUUGACCAAGACUCUGCUGCUUCAGUGUUUUUUGUAAUCCCUCCUGAAUGAUGUUGAGGAAACAGGUGUUGGGUUGUAGUCUUUGUCCAAUGGGCGACUUCUGGCUCCUGACGUUUACAAUAAAGCUAAAAUAGUCAGACCUUACCUGGAGCUGUUUUUGUAUUGUUGAUGGACUGGGCUUGAAACUAAUGAAUCACGUCAUUGUCUGCCUGCUAUUUGCUACAAUGUAUUCAUCCUCUUUUAUUUUGGCUGGAAUUUUUUUUACAUUUUAUUAAAUAGGGGAUGAAUGUGAAGCAAGUUAAAUUAUCCCUUUUUUUUUUUUUUUUAAACCACCAUGUGUUAAAAAUGGCCUAUAAUCGAAUGAAUAGGCUAAUCUGAUUCCAGGUUCUAAUAAGUUUGUCUCUUUCUUCAGGAUAUUGAAUAUAUAUACACAUAUAUAUUUCCUGAAUUAUGCAACCAACUAUAAUAUCACCAUGCUGCAGUUUCAUAGAUUAUUAAAAGCACUUAUUUGGGGAACCUUAUGUUCUUUAUUUUGGGUUUUUAUGAAAUAUACUUUUUGGGGGCGUCUAAAAUGUUUGAUCACUAUAGCCUAUCCCAUUUAGUGUUCUGCCCAUCUACUCACUGACUUUUCUGAUCUACAAAAUGUAAUAGGACUACUGCUGUACCGAUGUGAGCUUUAUUUUUUGGCAGGGCAUAUUUUAGUCUGUAGCAGCUGGAGGCCCAGAUAUUUUCUACCCUUAAAAUGCACUAGUAUGUGGAUUUAGAGGAAGGGUACAUCCUCAUGUUCUGCUGGCUCUUUGGUGUUCUAAUUUCUCAGUUUAAACUUGAGUUUUAAAAGUCUGGAAGUCUUGACUUGUACUUAACCUUGCCAUGUUGGGCCAAUCUCUCAAAUAAAAGAAUUGUUUAAGAUCAAUGUGUAAUCAUUUUGAGGAGAAGACCCUUCGUGUUCUCAACCUGUCAUUGAAUCCUUCUUGUCAUGCCUCAACCAAUUGCAACAUCUAUAUUAUACUUUCGUAUCAGUCUAUA